Molecule: messenger RNA, 336 nt
Organism: Hydatigera taeniaeformis
Lineage: Eukaryota; Metazoa; Platyhelminthes; Cestoda; Cyclophyllidea; Taeniidae
Source: the annotation of a GenBank genome assembly
AUGCGUGAGAUUGUUCACAUUCAGGCUGGACAGUGCGGCAACCAAAUUGGUGCUAAGUUUUGGGAAGUUAUAUCUGACGAGCAUGGUGUAGACCCAACUGGAACUUAUCACGGCGACUCCGAUCUCCAGUUAGAACGCAUCGAUGUCUAUUACUAUGAGGCCUCUAAUGGAAAAUAUGUUCCCAGGGCUAUUCUAGUGGAUCUCGAACCCGGAACCAUGGACAGCGUUCGUGCUGGUCCCUUUGGCCAGAUUUUCCGCCCCGACAACUUUGUUUUCGGACAAAGCGGCGCUGGCAAUAACUGGGCGAAGGGCCACUACACGGAGGGCGCUGAACUG